AUGAAGAACGAAGGGGUUGCAAAAAUAGCCCCCUACUCACCUGUUUCACUGCAACUCCCCCUUCCCCUUUCUGCUUCAAUGGUCAACAACCCCAUUUUCAUAUGGAAAAAACUUGGUUUGUUCUCACAAUCGAGUCCUAAAUCUGGUUUAAAUCGCCUCCCUCCUGGAUUACAGCAAGGUAUCUAUAUCCAGUCUCAUUUCUUCAUACAAAUAAGGAAAUUGUUAAAUGAAGUUUGUACAAAAGAUAUUGGGAAAGAUGGUUUGGUUGCUUUCCAAUCGGAUCAUGUGAGUAGGGUUAGUUCAGAUGUAGGUGUAUGUUACAAGUGAGGCAAGUUCAUUAUGUAACCAUCUCUCAAAUGGGCCGGUCACCCUAAUGUUACUGUUGAUGUUGAAUCAUUUGGUUUGAAAGCAACGAUCAAUGUUAUUAUUUUUUAUAUAAUAUUAAUACACAAUGUUGUUUAAACCAAGUGGUUUUAUAAUAGCAAUACACAAAACUAUUUGAAGCCAUCAUUGUAUUUGACAUCAGGUAACACAUUCCACAAUGCAAGAAAUAGUAUUUGCAUGUUUGUGUAUGUAUGUGACUGUGUAUGCAUGUGACUUUAUCGUGUGUAGUUAUUUGUAAAAACAAAUGAUAGUAAGCUGCU
This is a messenger RNA of Lactuca saligna, 644 nucleotides long. Lineage: Eukaryota; Viridiplantae; Streptophyta; Magnoliopsida; Asterales; Asteraceae. The record is from the annotation of a GenBank genome assembly.